AGGGCGUCCGUCCCCUUCCACAUCCACGCCGCGGCCGGCAGCUGCGCUGGCAUCGUGGAGCACGUGGCCAUGUUCCCGCUGGACACUGCCAAGACUCACAUGCAGGUCUCGCGCUCCCAGCUCGGGCUUGGCGCGGCGUUCCGGGCGGUGCUGUGCGAGCGAGGCACUCUCGGGCUGAUGCGCGGCUCCGCCGUCAUCGGGGCCGGGUGUGUGCCCGCGCACGUGGGCCUGUUCGGGACCUACGAGCUGAGCAUGGCCUCCGUGGCGCACGACGUGGUGCUGACGCCCCACGACGUGGUGAAGCAGCAGCUGCAGCUCGGCAGGUAUGCUGGCACCGCCGACUGCAUAGCCUCCCUGAUGCAGAAAGAUGGGCUCGCCGCCUUCUACCGCAGCUUGCCGACUACCAUGGCGAUGAACGUGCCCUUCAUGGGUCUGUUGGUGGCCGCGAACGAGUCGCUCAAGCUGCUGCUGCGACUGCGCCAGGGGAGAGCGGACGCCACGCUGAGCGGCGCCUCGGGCUAUUUCGCCUGCGCGGGUGCGAGCGGCGGCUUCGCCUCCGCGCUCACGUCGCCGCUGGACGUGGUGAAGACGCGGCUGCAGACGUCGGACAUGCCGGCGAUCCUGGCAGAGGAGCCCCCCGACGCCGCAGGGGUGGCCCGCGGCUCGGUCGGCUAG
This is a messenger RNA of Prorocentrum cordatum, 675 nucleotides long. Lineage: Eukaryota; Dinophyceae; Prorocentrales; Prorocentraceae. The record is from the annotation of a GenBank genome assembly.